Acromyrmex echinatior (Panamanian leafcutter ant) is the source of this 2532-nucleotide messenger RNA. RefSeq lists its product as uncharacterized. NCBI's taxonomy places the organism in Eukaryota, Metazoa, Arthropoda, Insecta, Hymenoptera, Formicidae. Gene Ontology annotation, biological process: purine nucleobase metabolic process. Gene Ontology annotation, molecular function: hydroxyisourate hydrolase activity. The record is from RefSeq and is a predicted model, not a curated record.
ACUGCCAUCUUAACAGCCAAGUCGAUCGAAAGAGAACUCGACCCGAACGGAUCGGUUUACGUGCAGUAACAUCAGCAUUCGCCAUUACGCUAGGGAGUUAGAUAAGUUAGAACGGAAUACUAGGCGAGAAAGUCUAGAGAUCGUCGUCGUAUUCAUCGUAGUUCCCUACUCACGUCAAAUAACCACAGUAACGGAGCAAGAAGAAAAAACUAUUUAGUGAUUUCACGCUGCUAUUUUGGAUACAAAUACUUGAUUGUGCGACUGGCACGCAUAACUGGAGAAUUCGGCACGAAUGGACACUAUCAGUAUCUCGCCAAAAACGGCAAAAACUGUCACGCUCGUCGCCGAGCGGGGCGUAAUAUGUAGAAAUGUGCUGACUUCCACGUCAACUUCGCCGUCUCAACCUCUACGUCUCACGCCGACGGGAAAGAUCAGCCAUGCGAAGACGCGGGUCUAUACGCAGCGUUACAGGAGGGAGUGGGAACAGAUGUCGGACUUCAAAGGAUGGCUGACUUCAGUUUCCAAUCAACCGACUCGUGCUUACUGCCUAUAUUGCAGAAAGAAUUUACACGCACAUCGUUUGUCGCUACUGAAACAUACAUGCACAAUGAAGCAUCAGCGUUCGGCCUUGACAUAUCAAUUGGAACAGCAACAGAUACAGAAGUCAGAUGCCGAUGCACCUGAAAUAGGACUUAUGGAAGAAGUUGAGACAAUAGAUGAUUCUUCUCAAGCGGAACUAGGUGAGGAUGACGAUAUCGAAUAUGUUGUUGAAAGAUUAGAUACAGACGAGGAAGACUCAAUAGAAUUGGAAAAUGUAAAGAGAAAAAUUGAAGAAGUCAAUAUUGAACAGAAAGAAGAAAAGGAGAUGGAUAGUGAUCAAUCCAAUGAGGAUUCUAUAUCUGUAAUAAAGAAGAUCAAAUUAUCCGAGGAAAAAUGUCAAGAUCCUUUGACAAAGGCGAUGGCCCAUGUUCAUAACGAAUAUCUUGAGGAAGAAGUAGUCGAGGAUCAAGAAAACGUGCAGGUGGAGAUGGUGAUAGAAUCGACUAACAAUGAUAUAUCUGUUUUACCUGAAUUAGAGGAUGAUAUUCAGGAAACAUCAAAACCACGUGAAAAUAAAAAAACGGUAAUCAAAGCCACCAAGAAUGGAAAAGUUCUUCUGGAGAAUAGUAAAGAUAAUUUCAUAACUACAUCAUUACCGAUAUUGAGUACAACUUAUCAGACAAGUGUUGCGACAAGCAUAAUGCCUAAGAGUACGAUGAAUUAUGUGCCGAUUGCGCCGAAUCCGAAUACUCAAAAGACCAUCACUCUAAUGUGUGGUAAUAAAACUUUUACAUUAACUGGCGGUACGUUCCAACCGGGCACACAGUAUGUGCUGACCAAGCUUAAGGGUAACCCAACAGCAUUGAUGUUGACUGAUCAAAACAAAAUCAUAAACGAAUCAGAGAACAAAAUUGAAGUAAAGUCAGAUUCCAACAUCGAUCAAUCAUUGAUUAUUCCUAGCACCAGCCAACAGCCUGUUAAUCAGCAAUCGGCUGAUACUAAGUUGUCGACUAAGAAGAUUAGCGGAAAAUCAUCAGGGAAAUCAGCCAGGGAAACAUCGAAAAAAUUGCGAAUUUCUACAUAUGUUGUGGAUAAUAUCAAAGGAGUUCCAAUUAGUGGGUUACAAGUUAGCUUAUACAAACUGAUGGAUGGUAAAUGGACCUUCUUAAAUGAAAAUACAAAUGCAGAGGGUCAUUGUGAUGAUUUGAUGGAAAAGAUAAAAGGUACGAUCGGUCGUUAUAAGCUUCAUUUUGAUGUCGAUAAAUAUUUUACACUGAAAAGAAUAGAUACUAUGUUUCCGUUCAUCGAGAUUGUAUUUGAUGUAAAAAAACCAACAACUCACUAUCACAUACCUCUUUUAUUAAGUCCAUUUGGUUACACAACCUAUCGUGGCACGUAAGUAAGAUGUGGCACAUAAGAUGUGCUAUUGAAUAAAUUCUUUCGUGAUAGAUAUAGUUGCGAAGAAAUACUUCACAAUUUUUAUGAAACUGCGAGUGUAUUUUAUUAUUUUUAUAUCGGAGAGAGAGAGAGAGAGAGGGAGAGAGAGAGAGAGAGAGAGAGAGAGAAUUAAAUAAGUUAGUAUAUGUAUUGAAUAUGUGUUCAAAAUACAUAACAUGCAUAUAUCAUACACUGUAUACAUGGUGUAACUAAAAUAAUGUAACAAACUUCAGAGGCUAUGCCCCUACAUUAGAACAUAAAAAAAUAUGAACAUAUGUCCGCAAAUCCAAUGUUACUGAGACAUAGUUCAAAAUAUUUAAAUAUUAUCUGCGCGGACUUUUGAAAUCCUUAGUUUAUGAAAUUCCAAUCGCCAAUGAAGAUAUGCUACGCCAACUCAUCUUUGAUGCUUGUAAUAUCAUUCGCAUUUGCCCCGGAAUCUUUGAAAAAGUCCGACAAUCCAUGAUGUGUCCAAGCGUGUAUUGAAUCAAAUGGAAGAUACUUCAAACAUUUAUUGUAAUUAAAAAUUGGACAUAAAUAAUAUUAAAUAAUAAUAAC